Messenger RNA from Clunio marinus, 228 nucleotides. NCBI's taxonomy places the organism in Eukaryota, Metazoa, Arthropoda, Insecta, Diptera, Chironomidae. The record is from the annotation of a GenBank genome assembly.
AUGCAGAAACACGUUCCAUGGAAUAUUUUUAAAACUUCGAGCAAGCGUCAAAAACAACAACAACAACGACGCACUCGAACCGAUAAAGAAACUGUUCGUUCGUUCCCAAUCGAUGUUAAGCGUGAUACUUUGACACCAAAAAUUCUCAACAUUGUCAACAGUCUUUUUGUAUUUGUUGUUCACAUGAUUCGAUCAUUGUGCAGUGGAAAAGACAUAAUUGCGGUGUGA